Messenger RNA from Cydia amplana, 1323 nucleotides. RefSeq lists its product as uncharacterized. Bases 64 to 1323 code for a protein of 419 amino acids. The record is from RefSeq and is a predicted model, not a curated record. The transcript is spliced from 10 exons. Lineage: Eukaryota; Metazoa; Arthropoda; Insecta; Lepidoptera; Tortricidae.
CACGCAUACAAUCCAAAGUACCACCCAUGCUGUCAAGAGCCCGGCGACAAUGUGACCCUGGCCAUGAUAAUCGACGCCUUCGAGAUCUACGGACAUGAUCCUACGGACAAGCUGGACCAUUUGGCGCACUACCAGCUUCAGAUGAUGAAGAUCAAACGCGCACCAGAUCAGUAUAUCAUCAAUGAGCAUGUACAUAUCGCGGUGGACCACCUCGCCAGGUUCAUUAACAUGCACGUCAAGGAGCUGAAGGUCCUCCUGAUAGCUCUAGAAGACGCGAUAGACAACAUGCUAACCAUGUACGACAACCACAACGCCAUUAAGACGGAGCGCGUCGCCGCUUACAACCAGGCUUCAGGUGGCGCCGUGCCUUCAGAGUUUUAUCUCAGUCAAGAAUACUACUGCGGCCGCAACGUGUACAUGUUCGUGUCGGAGCUGUACAGCGACAUCUACAACAUGGGGCGCGGGCCGGCGCCCUACUGCAAGGGCCGCGGCUUCCACUUCCUCGGCUUCGUGCACUUCAUGGACGAGAACAAGUAUUAUCUCGAGGAGGACCCCAGCUUGGCCUUUGCUACUGAUAAUUAUUUGCAUGGGCUCGAGUGCCAUCUUGACGUGUGUAUCUACAGAUUUCCGUUCAAGAAAGGCUUGCAGCACGAGCGCGACGCGGUGACGCUGCCGAAGGCGCUGGUGAAGUGCGGCACGGAGGUGUACAAGCUGCCGCCGCUCACCGCCGCCUCCUGCAUCAUCACCUCCGGCUCCUUCAUCCUCGACUUCAACGUACAGGGCAUACGGUUCCGCCACUUCGAUUACAUUCUAAUCCUACCCAACGGGCACAUAUUCUACACGAAGGAGAAGCAAACACCUCUAUUCUGUGAUCAUCACGUGUGCGAGUGGAACAACACUAAUUUCUACGGAGGUCCCUUCGCCAUCCCAGGCGACCCUGGGACUGGCCUGAUGCCGAUCCCCCCCUUCUUUGAGCAGACCACAGCCCCACCUUACGCGGACCAGUCCACACAAGCAUCCGGCCCCUCCGACAAUGUCACUUAUUCUCUAGACGGCUGCUGGUACAUGUUCCCCCCGAACUACGGGUCCAUCGCGGGCAUCAGCUACCUGGACCCGCUCACCAUCAACGAGUAUAGAUUCACGUGCCAGGGGUCCGGCAACAAGGGUCUGUACUGGUACCCGCAAUGGAUGGGCGCGCCGCCGCACCACCCGUACCCGCAGGCGGGCGACAUGCCCAAGCACGAGGAGGGUGGCGGAGACGCCUUCUACCCUCACCAGCAGGGGCCGCAGCCCCCGCCGCUUAUUGUGCCACUCGCAGAUUAG